Rhinichthys klamathensis goyatoka is the source of this 3266-nucleotide messenger RNA. It is a transcript of the gene gucy2cb, whose product is annotated as guanylate cyclase 2Cb. Gene Ontology annotation, molecular function: ATP binding; guanylate cyclase activity; protein kinase activity. The coding region runs from base 8 to 3229 and encodes 1073 amino acids. The record is from RefSeq and is a predicted model, not a curated record. NCBI's taxonomy places the organism in Eukaryota, Metazoa, Chordata, Actinopteri, Cypriniformes, Leuciscidae. The transcript is spliced from 27 exons. Gene Ontology annotation, biological process: protein phosphorylation; cGMP biosynthetic process; receptor guanylyl cyclase signaling pathway.
UUAGACUAUGGAUUAUUACAUCUGGUUAUUUGCAUGUCUAUCGUGGGCUUUACUAAAGCAAAGUCACUUCAUGAAAGAGUCUUGUUUUAAUGGCACUCUUCUGAUGAAUGUAAUUUUAUUGGAUGACGACGUGUCGCCCUGGAGUAUCAAUUUUGUGAAGCCUGCGGUGAUGAGGGCUAUUGAAUCUGAUUCUGUAAUCAACUCAAAAGAUGGUGUGGAUUUAUCAGUGAAGUUCAGAGGGUUUCAAACCAUUUACUUCCAAAAAAAAGGCUGUACCAGUAGCGCCUGCGAGGGAGUUGAAAUUUUAAAUGAUCUUGCGUAUGCAGGGGAGGAGGGAUGUGCUCUACUGGGACCAACCUGCACUUAUGCCACUUUCCAAAUGGUUGAUUUGGAGAUCGGUCUGAACCUCAACAUGCCCAUCAUAUCAGCAGGAAGCUUUGGAUUGUCUUGUGACUUCAAGAGAGAUCUGACUCGCCUUCUGCCUCCAGCGAGAAAAAUCUCCAGCUUCUUCUCUUACUUUUGGAGUUUCGAAGAUCCUAUCAAGCCUAAAUGGGAAACAGCGUAUGUAUACAAGAAACUGAAUUUCACAGAGGACUGUUUCUGGUAUAUAAAUGCUCUGGAAGUGGGUUUAGGCAACUUUUCCACCAGAUUAAAGAAAUUAGUGGUUCUACGAAAAGAGGAUGAGCUCAGUAAAGCUCUGGCCAACCAUGACCGGGAGAGCAACCUGUUCAUUAUUUGUGGGACACCUGAUGACAUCAUGGAUCUGAAGAACGGCACUAUGGAGUUUGAUGAUGAAACUGCUUUUUUUCUGAUUGACCUUUACAACGACAGAUAUUAUAAUGGGUCAUCUAACGAUGCUAUGAAGAAUGUCCUGGUGUUAACAAUGCCCAACACAAGACAAUACACCAUUGACACUUCUGGUAACAACACGAUGAAUGAUUAUAUUGCAGCAUAUCAUGAUGCGGUGCUGCUGUUCAGACAGGUGAUGAGGAACAUCUGGAACACAGCCUUCUCAGAAAUUCAGGAUAUAGAGUCUGUCAGCAUGAACUACUUCAGAAACGUUUCUUUCAAAGGCAUAGCAGGAGAUUAUCAGCUGGAUGAAUAUGGUGACAGGGAUCUGAUAUUUUCUUUGAUCUACACUAACAAUGACAAUGAGUACAACAUUCUUUAUGAGUUCAACACUUCCACCAACCACACACAGCUAAUAGACAGCAAACCUUCCUUCAUUUGGGCUCAACUCAGACUUCCUGAAGACCAUCGAUUAAUAGAUUCAAAAGGCAUUCAAGUCAACACCAUUGUCAUAGUUUUGUGCACUGCUGUUGUGGGUGUCAUGGGUACACUUGCCUUCAUCUUUUACUGGCAAAAUAGAAAUUACCAUCAUAUGCGGAAAAAAUGGUCUCACAUUUCCUCAGAGCUCAUUUCCCCUUUAGAGUUGAAUGAGUGGAAUAUGAUCUGUCUGAAGAUUGAGGAAGACUCUACACAAAAUAGCAGCUACAUCCUACGCCGUGCACGCUAUGAUAAAAAGGUUGUUAUCCUUAAGGAGCUAAGGCUCACAGAUGGAAGCUUCACUGAAAAACAGAGGAUAGAGCUCAAUGCGCUCUUGAACAUUGAUUAUUACAAUCUUACCAAAUUCUAUGGGACAGUCAAAUUUGUCAAUGAGUAUUUUGGCGUGUUUGAAUAUGGAGAAAGAGGAUCCCUUAAACAUGUGCUUAAUGAUAAGAUUUCAUACCCAGAAGAAACAUUCAUGGACUGGCAGUUUAAGAUCUCUGUCAUGUAUGACAUUGCAAAGGGCAUGUCUUAUCUCCACACAAGCAACAUUGCAGUCCAUGGACGUCUUAAAUCCACUAACUGUGUGGUUGACAACCGUAUGGUUGUGAAGAUUGCAGACUUUGGCUUCAAUACAAUUCUCAGUCCCAGUAAAGAUCUGUGGACGGCUCCUGAACACCUGAGGAAGCAGGGGAUCUCCCAGAAAGGAGAUGUGUACAGUUUCGCCAUCAUUUCCCAGGAGAUCAUGAUGAGGAAGUGCACCUUCUACUCAAGGGCCUGCUCUAAUCGUGCUGAGAAGCUAGCCAGAGUGCAAUACCCUAGUACGAACUCUUUCUUCAGACCGGAUCUAAACUUUGAGAACACCAGUGAAAGAGAACAAGAGGUGUGCAUGCUGAUCAGAAAUUGUUGGGACGAGGACCCAGACAGAAGACCAGACUUCAAAAAGAUAGAAAUCACUCUAUGGAAGAUUGUCAGUCUGGACAACCAGGAACAUGAGAGCUACAUGGAGAAUCUGAUCCGCCGGCUGCAGAUGUAUUCCCGUAACCUGGAGCGGCUGGUUGAGGAACGCACAGCUCUGUACAAGGCUGAGAGAGACAGAGCGGACUGCCUAAACUUCAUGCUUCUGCCUGGACCAGUUGUGCGCUCUCUGAAGGAAACAGGAAAAGUGGAGCCUGAGCUCUUUGACGAAGUCACCAUCUACUUCAGUGACAUUGUGGGAUUCACCACACUGUGCCACUUCAGCACACCUAUGGAGGUGGUGGACAUGCUCAAUGACAUCUACAAAAACUUCGACAGCAUCCUUGACAAUCAUGAUGUCUAUAAGGUAGAGACGAUUGGUGAUGCAUACAUGGUGGUGUCUGGUCUUCCUCGACGCAAUGGGAACAGGCAUGCAAUGGAUAUCUGCUUCAUGGCACUGGACAUCUUGGCCUUCAUGGGCACAUUCCAGUUGCGCCAUCUCCCUGGGAUGCCCGUAUGGAUUCGCAUCGGUGUGCAUUCAGGGCCCUGUGCUGCUGGUGUAGUGGGAAUUAAGAUGCCCAGAUACUGCCUGUUUGGAGACACUGUGAACACGGCAUCUCGUAUGGAGUCCACAGGUCUACCACUACGAAUCCAUGUGAGUCAGUCAACUAUCAACAUUCUCCAGCGCACAGACUGCAAGUUUGAGUAUGAAAAGAGAGGAGAAACUUACUUAAAGGGUAAAGGAAAAGAGACAACGUACUGGUUGACGGGAGUUACAGGGAAAAAUUAUAAUCUGCCAACGCCUCCAACAGCGGAAAACUUCCAGAAUCUGCAGCAGGACCUGUCUGAAAUGAUAAAGGCGUGCCUGGAGAAGCGGCCCUGCAGCUUGUGGAAGAGAAAGACCCUGUCAGCACGUCACAGGAAGCCCAUAGUGGAAGUGGAGUGCACAGAACUGCCAGAGUAUCUCCACCUGGCCACCGGUGACAGUCUAAGCACAUACCUGUAACCCCAACCCUGAACAUCACACUAACACACUGCCGCAU